Molecule: messenger RNA, 927 nt
Organism: Boleophthalmus pectinirostris (great blue-spotted mudskipper)
Lineage: Eukaryota; Metazoa; Chordata; Actinopteri; Gobiiformes; Gobiidae
Product: protein-tyrosine kinase 6-like
Exons: 3
Coding region: 60-638 (192 amino acids)
Molecular function (GO): protein binding
Source: RefSeq, a predicted model, not a curated record
UCAAGCAACUUAUCCUUUUGAGUUUCUCUCCACAGGAAAAGCCCGAGGUCCCACAGAAGAUGAAGGAAGUAUCAGAGCUGGAAUUCUCUGUACCUCUGGAGGAAGAAUCUCUGUACGUGGCCUUGUGGGAUUUUGACGCCCGACAGGAGCAGGGACAGGAGCAGGGACAGGAGCAGGGGCAGGAGGAAGUGUCCUUUCAAAGGGGAGACCGGUUUAAGGUUUUGGGUCGAAGCGAAGAAUGGUGGAAAGUCCAGAAGAUCGACCCAAACGGAAAAGUCCUGUCAUCUGGGAUUGUGCCGUUUAACUACCUCAUUGAGUCAGAGUCACUGAAGACAGAACCGUGGUUUCAUGGGACACUGACUCGCUCUGAGGCUGAGUCCAUUCUGAUGAGUCAAAACCAAAUUGGAGCUUUUCUCAUUCGACGCAGUGACAAGAACUCGGUGGGAUUUGUCUUCUCAGUGAACUCUCAGGUGAACCAUUUUAGAAUCCAGAAGAACCGAGAGAACAACUACCACCUGCAGCAGAUGCCGCACUUCUCCAGCCUGAGCGACCUGGUGCAGCACUACGGCCUCCACAGCGUCGGCUCUAUGGGCAAACUCACCGAACCGUGCAAGAAAAGACGAGAAAACGCGACGUAACGGGACUCAUUCUGCUGCCUGCUUGUGUUUAUAGACUCUGCACUAUUAAAAGGCCUGGACGUGAUUUCAAACCAUGAAUCAGGAGCACGGUUUAGUUUUAGUGAGCCGUACGAGCGUUCAUGGUCGUGUUUAUGAGUUUGAUUUUCGACAAAAGGUGAGCGGGACUUGCUGAAAAACUGUCGGCUGAUGAUAGCUGAAGCUUGAGGCUGUAAUUUUACGUGUGAGCGACUCGUUUAACAAUAAAAAUCACCUCACUUGUUGUAGUUUUAUGUAACCCUGCUCCUUCUGG